CUUAGCUUAGCUUGUUGUUUCUUUUUAUUCCAUUAAUAAUACUUAGCCUUUAAAUUUGUUUUCUAAUACUUAGAUAUAUGUAUUUUGUUGAUAUCCCCCACUUAUAAUAAUUAAUAUUCCAUUAUUAUUCUCUAUAUAUGUAGCUUUUGUGUUUGUUCGUUCUUUCUUUCUUUCUCUUAUAUAUAUACCCUCCUCAAUAAUCACAGUAACAGUAGAGAGAAUAAUAUAUAAACACCAUCCACUAGCAGCACCAGCACCAGCAGCAGCAGAUCGAAAGAAUUGAAUUGAAUUGUUGUUUAUUGUCCCUUAAAUAAAUUGAUAUAUAGAUAUAAAAGCAGUAUAGUGAGUGAGGAAAAGAAAGAAAGAAUGGGUGAGAAUGUGAUUCCUGAUCUAUCACUGCAGAUAAGCCUGCCAAAGAGUGCUCCACCAUCAAUAUGCAAUAAUGAAGAAGAAGGAGAUUGUGGAGGGUUUGAUAUAUGGAGAAGUAGCACUACUACUAGUGAUGGUGCUGAAAAAUCACACAGUGAUGGUUCCAUUUCAAUCCCUACUUUUCUUCAUCAUCAUAAGAACAUGGAGACACAACUCUCUUUAGCAGCACCUACAACCCCAACCCCUUCUGAAGCUGAAAGCCCUUGGAACAAAUCAUCAUCAUCAGAGCAAGUAGUAAUUAGGCCUAUCAAUGGAAUCCCUCUUUACAACAACAACAACAACAACACCAACACUCCUUCUUCGCCACUUUCAAGGUUUAAUAAUGCUAUAACUAUGGAGAGUCUAAGAACCCUUAAUCACCAUCACUUAUUUGGGGUUAUUGGGGGUGCUAACAACAACACUGACUUCACAAACGGGUUUGUGAUGAGGUCUAGAAUGUUCCCAUCAUCAACAACAACAACAAGGAUGAUGAUUCAUAGCAGCAAGAGGAACAUGAGGGCUCCAAGAAUGCGCUGGACUACCUCCCUCCAUGCCCGAUUUGUUCAUGCUGUUCAACUCCUUGGCGGCCAUGAAAGAGCUACUCCAAAGUCAGUUCUGGAACUCAUGGAUGUCAAAGAUCUAACACUCGCUCAUGUCAAGAGUCACUUACAGAUGUAUAGAACUGUUAAGAAUACUGACAAGCCAGCAGCUUCCUCAGCAUCAGAUGGAGAUGAAGAUUUCAUGUCCCUAGCAUCACCCAUUAGUCAAAAUAAGAACUUUUUACCAAAUCAAAGAGGGCCCCCAAAUAAUAAUAAUGCAUCUCUAGAUCAAGAUUUGGGAUACAACACCACUACUGCUACUACUUGCAGCAAUAAAAAUCUAUGGGGUAAUUCUUCUUCCAGUAGAGAAGCAUGGAUACAAGCCAACGAGCUUAGUCCAGAAACCCUAUCAUCUCAACACAUUAUUGGGAAGCUCUCCGAGGGAAGCAACCAUAUACAAUCAAGAAGCUUCAAGGAUCAAAAUAAUUUAGAUUGUCAGAAUAAUCCAAGCUUGGAAUUCACCUUAGGGAGAUGAUCAUAUUCACAAUGCAACAGAACGAAGAACAUGUCUAGUUAAUUUUAGUUUGGUAUACAUCAUGAUUCAUGGAUUGCUUCUAAAGAAUAUAUACAGAUUAAUGCACAGCUAUAUAUAUAUAUAAAAUUAGGUACUAUAUAUAUAUAAUUAAUUAAUAUAAAAAUAGUUAGUAUGCUUUUCUCAAGGCGAAUAUGUCAGUUUCCACAAAUCUAAAGCAACUAUAUGUAUAUUCUUUUUGAGCUAAAAAGCUUAUUUAGGUGGUGUUAGUCAUUACAUAUAAAUCUUAUAGACUUAAAAAGUAAAAGCUAAUGAAUUGAAGAAAAGAAAGGAAGAAGAAUCAGAUGUAUUAUAAGGCUUUUUUUAAUGUCUUUUUUCUUUCCCUCUCCUUUUUUCUAGGUUCCUAAGGAUAUUUUUGUCCAUAUAUUACUUUAUUUUGUGGCUCAUGCUGUGAUUAGUGUGUGAAAGCUUUGAUAGUAGUUGUUAUCUGUCUAUCACUAAUAUGCAUCAAAAGUUAAUUAAAAAGCAGUGAUGGGUGUGAAAGAUUUGGAGAAUAUAUUAUUAAGAUUUCAUUCAUAUGAAAAAAAUCCAACUUUUUUGUAAAAUUAUUCAUGCAAAAAGCUUUGAUUGAUGUUGUGAUUGUGGGUUGCAUUAUUAUGCCCCACUUAUUGGAACUAACCCUACUUUUGGUUGAUAUGAUGCCUAAUCCGAUGACUUGAAUGUAAUAAUGAUAUUCUUGAUGGGCCAAAAAGAAAAUAAAUAAAUAAACAAAUCAUCUCUUUGUAACAGCUGUAACCUUAAGUGAAGCAUAUUCAACUGCUAUUUAUGCAUGGAAACCAUACAUUGGAAAAAGGUUUCUGUUAUAGACUUAGGCCCGUUUGGAAACUCUAGAAGUAGUUUUUUUUAACUUUUGACUUAUGAAAAGUAGUAGUAUUAAUAUUUGGUGUAAUUUUUAAAACCAAAUUACAACUUUUUAAGAAGUUAUUUUGGAGCUUAUAGAGAAGUUAAAAAAAAAUGACUUCUCUCA
Messenger RNA from Arachis ipaensis, 2506 nucleotides. RefSeq names its product transcription repressor KAN1-like. Gene Ontology annotation, biological process: regulation of DNA-templated transcription; abaxial cell fate specification. The record is from RefSeq and is a predicted model, not a curated record. Gene Ontology annotation, molecular function: transcription cis-regulatory region binding. Lineage: Eukaryota; Viridiplantae; Streptophyta; Magnoliopsida; Fabales; Fabaceae. Gene Ontology annotation, cellular component: nucleus.